Molecule: messenger RNA, 2937 nt
Organism: Trypanosoma cruzi
Lineage: Eukaryota; Euglenozoa; Kinetoplastea; Trypanosomatida; Trypanosomatidae
Exons: 1
Coding region: 1-2937 (978 amino acids)
Source: RefSeq, a predicted model, not a curated record
AUGAGUACACUCAGUUCAUUGACAGCACCGCUCCUCCUUCGCCAGAGAUGCAGGGAAAAUGCGAAUGCGGUGACUGACGAUAGGGAAAGGGAUGACACAUCUGCUUCCAUCGUUCUUUACUCGUUUCCCGAGGACUUUAUAAGCUGUAUGUGUGGCAACGCCCCGCAAUCGUGUGGAUUUGACCGAAUAUCAAGGAUAGGGGAUUCAGUAUUGGACACACAGGCAAGCGACAUUGCAUCUUCUCCGCUUCGUCUCCCACAUGAAUGGACGUUCGCAUCUUCUCCUUUUCCAGACACUGCGAUGGGUUGGCAUGCCGUUAGAACGAAUCGUCUUGACUAUGUUUUGCAGAUGUGGAGCCAAAUGACUGCACAUCUUCUCUCUCCCAGCAUGAAUAAAGGAAUGGGUGUCAGUUUUUUUCCAGCACGACUUCCAAAUUGUAUUGUGCCUUGUUUGAAUGACCACAGCUGCAACAGCACUUAUCAUGAGGUGCGUGCACACAUUCCGAUUCACCUUGUUCAUUCGCCUUUUCUGGACGAUGGCGGUGUUGGAAAUAAUGUAGAGGAUCUUGAUACACUGAUGAAGUUUUCAACCUCUCGCCUUAUGUAUUCACGGCGACUUCGCUCGCUUAUUCACGAUGGAGUCAUGAGUUUUAUGUCGGUUUCCGUGCGUUGUGUUCCGACUUUAACCCGUGAUGAACUCCUGCAAGCCGAAAGCACCGGCACAUUUGUUGGAGACGGCAGUAAAGAUGAAGACACGUUGGACUGCACAUGCAGCUGCAGAACGAUGAAUUUUAAACCUAUUCAUCAUCUUCUGCUGCCACCAUGUACUGCAUUAGAACCGCCCACACCCAUUGUGCUUACCCUGAGGAUUGAAAACUAUGACAAGCCUCUUGAAGCUGACAAGGAGGAUGAAAGCAAAACAUCCACAGGAGAAGGUGUAAGAGAAGAAGAAGUUAAACUUUCAAUCCAUGCGGUUGUCCGUGUCACACGUACCCGUGCCGGUGAUGCGCUGCGUUGGAAGCCAGAGAUGUUGGCGUUUGAGUCUCUGACAUCUCUCUUUCCUAUGCGGUUUGCUGUCUUGGGUGCAAGUGCCAUAGAGGUGGGCGAGAUUGGUGUGGAUGGCCGUGUCCCCGCCUGGGUUCAACGCACUGGUUUGGAGGUGUUUAGGGCGUGGCAGCAGCUGCGGGACACUUGGGACCGAUUGCCGCCAUCACCAAAGCCCCUCCCACCUCGAAUUUUAACCGCAACGCCAUCCGGCAGUGUGAAGACACAACAUGAUCCCUACGGCGUGCUGACGCAGAGCCCAACCUCUCACGAGUCUCACACUAUGGGGAGUCGGAACCCUGAGAGCAUGGAGGAGGGGGAAGAAAAUCGUAGCGUGAGUGGGGAUCUUGAAUGCAAUGGCAGCAAUCUUUUUCUGCAUAAAAUGGACAGAGUUCUUGAUCCCUUGACGGAAUCGCCAGAAACGACUGGUGUGGAGGUGGCAGGGACGUCAGUGGUAGGGGAGGAGGAGGAGGGAGAAGAAGAAUUAGUCAUGGAUGAGACAAAGCACGCUAUUUUGUCGCUGGCGCAAGAUCUUUCAGAAUGUAGACGACGGGGCACAGAGACGCUGCAGGCAGUUCAGUGCCAGUUAUUCUCUCUUUUGUCUCCGCUUGCCUCCGAGAAGCAGAUAACAUCAUGUCGCAGGAAAAAUCGGGGAACCAAAUACGGGAAUGAGAAGGAAACAGGAGCUUUGAAUUUUUUCUGUUUAUUUUUUGGAACAAUUGCGGAGGCCGAGAACGGGGAUGAAAUACUGCAGCAAGCCAUAACAACAUUGUCAAAUCGUUGCCAUGGCCCCAAUAACACUUACGCCACGUUUGACGAGUGCGUCAAGGACGCGGCAGAGAUGAUCCAAGAACUGGAAAGCCGCUUGCGUGCCGAGCCCUUUGUGAUUAUGAGCGUGCGUCAGCAUCAUAGCAAGAACAGUAUAAAUGGAGGUGCGGCCGCAAAAAAUGGGCGGAAACGAAAGGACGGCGUCUCCCUCUUCGCAGCCGCAGCGAAAUGCCUGGCUACGGGAAAUAACAGGCCCUCCGGAGCGGCGUGUAAAAGAUCAUUUGGUAAGAGCAACGGGGAAAGCGAUGACGCCGUCACUGUCUUGCGAUUUUCCUCGUCAGCCAUUGUAGGGGCACGCCAGGCCAUAGGGGACACGCUAGAGAAGUUGCGGAUGGCGGUCGCAUGGGGGCGUCAACGGGUGAUGGACAUAAACUUCAUCUUCAAAGUAUGUCAAGAGGUCAUUGUCCCCUGUGUGGAGGCCCACACAGCCCUCGCGAAGGCGGAGCAGAAGGAGCGCGCACAGUUGCAGACGGAUCACCUGCUGUGCUUGGCGAUCGCCCGGGAGGCAAUUAGCGCAGUGCACAAUGCGACCGGCAGGGAGGGGGAAAAGGUGGUGAUAGUGGGAGAGGAAAAAACGGAAGAGGGGGAAGAAAAGAAAAAGACGCUCGAGGAUGCAGCUGGGGCUCGGGCUUUAAACGGUGCGAUUAGGACAUGUAAUGAGGAUACUCCCGGGGUGGUAACUGCAGGGUUUGAAAAACAGGAUGAGGAGGUGAAAACGGGACGGAAUGAAUGUACGGAUGGGUUGAAGCAGACAUCGGCGACGGACGCAGCACGUCCCGCCAGCUUUGCUGACCCGUCCGUAGCGAUAGCGGCAACAACAAAGAAAAGACGCAAAAACGGUGCCACAUCGAAUCCUAACCCGCGCCCACAAUUGACGGGUUUGCGGGUGCCGGCACCAGUGGUUAAUACGCCGCUGAAGAAACGCAAAAAUGACGGCAAUAGCGGCGUCAAGAAGUCUUUUUUUUCUCCAAAGGAGGCGGCAAUACAGAUGGGGGUUUUGAACCUGGCCUUUUCUGUUUUCCUUUUCUUAUGCGUGUUAGGCGCGAUGGCCUUUUUUUUCCCAUGA